UCUCUCUCUCACACACAUACACACUAGGAGGAAAGAGGUAGAGAGAGAAACAGUCGAGCACUGUAAUAUAUAGUGGGCUGUCCUUCUCAACCAAAAGCUAUAUCAUAAAUGAGCUAUAACCUAGCUUCCUGGAAUAUAUGUGGUUCCAUUCAUCUAUAUCAGCUUUAGCAUGAAUAGUUUCCCCACUGAUAUUUUGGGUUGUAAUACACACCCAUUCUUAUGUAUAUAUAUUUAGAUAAUUUUUUCCAGUUCAGUACAAUCAAUUUCAACAACAAGAUGAACUACAAUAAUCCUACUAAUUACAGUAGUACCACCGAUCCUUUUCCAGAAAAUGACAUCAAUUCCACUCCCCCUUUUAUAUUCCCCUUCCCCAAUUCCCCUCACAACAUGGAAUACGAAUACAAUUACGACGACCUCCAAUUCCUCGAUCUCUUCUCUCUCCACCAAUCCCAAUCCCAAUCCCAAUCCAGUACUAUCAUACUUACCAAUAUGCCCGAAAAUUCAAACAAUCAAGGGCAAGAGAUUCACCAACAAAUUCCAAAUAGUACCGUUGCUACGACAACGACAACGGUUAAGAAGAAGAAGAAAGACAGGCACAGCAAGAUCGAGACGGCGCGUGGGCCACGCGACAGGCGGAUGAGGCUAUCUCUGGAGGUCGCUAGAAAGUUCUUCGACCUCCAGGACUUGCUCGGGUACGACAAAGCGAGCCGAACCGUCGAGUGGCUGCUCCGGAGCUCGAAUUCCGCCAUUAGAGAUCUCUCCGUCGAUAGUAAUCGCAGAAGCUGCUCUACCCUAGUUACGGUAACGGGUGGUGCCGCCGCUACUAACAGUAAUACUACUGCCUCGUCCACAAUGGGCGAAGAGGAAGUUGUUUCGAAUUCGUCAAAGAAACCGAAACCGAAAGCGAAAAAGAAAAUUAGGUCAACUGUACCGAGAGAGUCGAGGAGAAAGGCGAGAGAGAGGGCUAGAGAGAGAACAAGUCAAAAAAGACGGCUGAGUACUGAAACUACUGUACCAUUAACUAUUGCUCAAGAUUUGAGCUCGGUUCUUGGUAAUUCACAUCAGAAUCAGCAGAUUGGGGAGUUUGAGUUGUGCGCAUGGGAUGCAUACAACAGUUCUAAUUAAAUAAUCUAUCUUGUUGUAUAUUUAAUUGCAUGAUUAACUUGUGUUUAAAUUGUGGUUGAUUAAUUAAUUAGGUUCUUAUGCUUGAUUGA
Molecule: messenger RNA, 1214 nt
Organism: Erythranthe guttata (spotted monkey flower)
Lineage: Eukaryota; Viridiplantae; Streptophyta; Magnoliopsida; Lamiales; Phrymaceae
Biological process (GO): regulation of secondary shoot formation
Cellular component (GO): nucleus
Molecular function (GO): sequence-specific DNA binding; DNA-binding transcription factor activity
Source: RefSeq, a predicted model, not a curated record